AUGAGAGUUGUGCGAGACGCCGACUCCCUGCAGGAGCACUUCGAAAGAGCCACAUCCGAGGCCAAGUCGGCCUUCGGUAACGGUACCGUCUUUGUUGAGCGAUUCCUUGACAAGCCCAAGCACAUUGAAGUCCAGCUUCUUGGUGACAAUGAAGGCAACGUCGUGCACCUGUACGAGCGUGACUGCUCCGUCCAGCGUCGCCACCAGAAGGUCGUCGAGAUUGCUCCUGCCAAGGAUCUCCCCGCUGCCACCCGUGAUGCUAUCUUGGCUGAUGCUGUUAAGUUGGCCAAGUCAGUUAACUAUCGCAACGCCGGUACCGCAGAGUUCCUGGUCGACCAGCAGAACCGCUACUACUUCAUCGAGAUCAACCCUCGUAUCCAGGUCGAGCAUACCAUCACUGAGGAAAUCACUGGCAUCGACAUCGUCGCUGCUCAAAUCCAGAUCGCUGCCGGUGCCAGCUUGGCUCAGCUUGGUCUGACCCAGGACCGCAUCUCCACCCGAGGCUUUGCGAUUCAGUGCCGUAUCACCACCGAGGACCCUGCCAAGAACUUCUCACCCGAUACCGGUAAGAUCGAGGUCUACCGAUCUGCCGGUGGUAAUGGUGUCCGUCUUGACGGUGGUAACGGAUUUGCCGGUGCCGUCAUCACCCCUUUCUACGACUCCAUGUUGGUCAAGUGUACUUGCAAUGGUUCCACAUACGAAAUCGCCCGCAGAAAGGUUCUCCGUGCUCUCAUCGAGUUCCGUGUCCGCGGCGUCAAGACCAACAUUCCUUUCCUUGCCCGACUUUUGACUCACCCUACAUUUAUUGACGGAAACUGCUGGACAACCUUUAUUGAUGAUACCCCUCAAUUGUUUGAUUUGCUUGGCAGCCAGAACCGUGCUCAGAAGCUGCUGUCCUACCUCGGUGACGUUGCCGUCAACGGCAGCAGCAUCAAGGGCCAGAUUGGCGAGCCCAAGUUCAAGGGCGAGAUAAUCGUUCCUGAGAUUGUCAACUCGGCCGGCGAGAAGGUCGAUGUCUCCCAGCCAUGCACUGUCGGAUGGCGCAACAUCCUCGUGGAGCAGGGCCCCAAGGCCUUUGCUAAGGCUGUUCGCGAAUACAAGGGAUGCCUUUUGAUGGAUACCACCUGGAGAGAUGCUCACCAGUCUCUGCUUGCCACCCGUGUCCGAACAGUCGAUCUGCUCAACAUUGCCAAGGAGACCAGCCACGCCUUGUCCAACCUUUACAGUCUCGAGUGCUGGGGUGGCGCCACCUUUGACGUAGCAAUGCGUUUCCUCUACGAGGAUCCUUGGGAACGUCUUCGCCGCAUGCGCAAGCUCAUCCCCAACAUCCCCUUCCAGAUGCUUCUCCGUGGUGCCAACGGUGUCGCUUAUUCUUCGCUUCCUGACAAUGCCAUUGAUCACUUUGUCGACCAAGCUAAGAAGAACGGUGUUGAUAUCUUCCGUGUCUUCGACGCCCUCAACGACAUUGAUCAGCUCGAAGUCGGUAUUAAAGCAGUCCACAAGGCCGGCGGUGUUGUUGAAGGGACAGUGUGCUACUCGGGGGAUAGUGAGUUUCUUUCCUUCUUUACUGUUCUACGUUGAGCGCUUUUGGCUAACCAUCUACUCUAGUGCUAGUAAGUUGAUUAUCCCGUUAAUUCCUCAUCUGACUUGGGAAACUCAAUAUUUUGCUUGUAUUGUUUUGGGGAAAUCAACAUUGUCCCUGUAUUGUUUUGGAACUAAACUGACCAGACUUUUCAAUAGAACCCCACUAAGAAGUACAAUCUUGAGUACUACUUGGCUCUCGUGGACAAGCUUGUUGCUCUUGACAUCCAUGUCCUUGGUAUCAAGGAUAUGGCCGGUGUGCUCAAGCCCCACGCUGCCACCCUCCUGAUUGGCAGCAUCCGCAAGAAGUACCCCGACUUGCCUAUUCACGUCCACACUCACGACUCUGCUGGAACUGGUGUUGCAUCCAUGGUUGCCUGUGCCCAGGCCGGAGCUGAUGCUGUUGAUGCCGCUACUGACAGUCUGUCUGGUAUGACUUCUCAGCCCAGCAUCAAUGCCAUCCUUGCCUCCCUUGAGGGAAGCGAGUACAGCCCCGGCCUUGACCCCAGACAAGUCCGUGCUCUGGAUACCUACUGGUCGCAGCUCCGUCUUCUAUACUCUCCCUUCGAGGCUCACCUUGCCGGUCCUGACCCCGAGGUGUACGAGCACGAGAUUCCUGGUGGUCAGUUGACCAACAUGAUGUUCCAGGCCUCUCAGCUUGGUCUUGGUUCUCAGUGGCUCGAGACCAAGAAGGCUUACGAGCAUGCCAACGAUCUCCUUGGUGACAUUGUCAAGGUUACUCCUACUUCCAAGGUCGUUGGUGACCUUGCCCAAUUCAUGGUCUCCAACAAGCUCUCUGAGGAAGAUGUCCGUGCUCGUGCCUCGGAACUCGACUUCCCUGGAUCCGUUCUCGAGUUCUUUGAAGGUCUCAUGGGUCAGCCAUUUGGAGGCUUCCCCGAGCCUCUACGUAGCGACGCGCUUCGUGGUCGUCGCAAGCUCGACAAGCGACCUGGACUGUUCCUUGAGCCUGUUGACUUUGUCAAAGUCAAGCGUGAGCUGGGCAAGAAGCUCGGCGCUCCAGUGACUGAGUGCGACAUUGCCUCGUACGUCAUGUACCCUAAGGUCUUUGAGGACUACAAGAAGUUCGUUCAGCAGUACGGCGAUUUGUCCGUUCUUCCAACCAGGUACUUCCUCUCCAGGCCCGAGAUUGGCGAGGAGUUCCACGUUGAGCUUGAGAAGGGCAAGGUCCUCAUCCUGAAGCUCCUCGCUGUUGGUCCUCUGAGCGAGAACACUGGUCAGCGUGAGGUCUUCUUCGAGAUGAACGGAGAGGUUCGACAGGUCACUGUCGUUGACAAGAAGGCUGCCGUUGAGAACGUCAGCCGACCCAAGGCCGACCCCACUGACUCUAGCCAAGUCGGUGCACCCAUGUCUGGUGUCUUGGUCGAGCUCAGAGUCCACGAGGGUCACGAUGUCAAGAAGGGCGACCCUCUUGCUGUCCUCUCUGCCAUGA
Molecule: messenger RNA, 3031 nt
Organism: Clonostachys rhizophaga
Lineage: Eukaryota; Fungi; Ascomycota; Sordariomycetes; Hypocreales; Bionectriaceae
Source: the annotation of a GenBank genome assembly